AUGGCAAGCUCACAACCGCGACCUAAGCGGGCGGGCGAAGAUUACGCCCGCACCCACCACGAAGAUGACUCCGAAGAACCUUCCAAGAAACCCCGGUUCGACCUUCGCAAUCCCUCGGCUCUCGCGCCUGACGCUCUUGAAGAAGAUGCUGUUUUAGAUGCCGAUGAGAUCGGUCGGCGUGGUCAACAGGUGCGCCGCAAAGCGGUCAAUCUCGACGGUUACGACUCGGACAGCGACAAUGAGGGGUUCUCCGCGCGCAUGGAGGAAAAGUCCAAGCGCGAGCGCGAGAAACACGACGCCGAGGACGACGAUAUGUUUGCGGAGCUACAAGAAGAUUUUGGCGAGGAGGAAAUCGACGGCGACGAAGCGAUCCGCAAAAACAAAAAGAAUGUUCGGUUCUUACGAGACGACGAGAUCGAGGGCCAGGUCGCUUCCUCGAAAGGUGGAAAAACAUUACAUGCGGACCUGAGCAAAGGCCCCGAUACGAUUGAUGCCGAGGAUGAUGAGAGUGACAGCGAUGUUGGGGAGGAGGAGCGCGCCAAGGUCGACGAGGAAGUCGACGAAGAACUCGGCGCGGGCGGCAAGAAGAAGCAUGCGCCUUUGCUUGAUGCUUUCAACAUGAGCGCGGAGCAAGAGGAGGGACGGUUUGAUGACCAGGGCAACUUCGUGCGCAAAGCAGUGGACCCAGAUGCAGUCCAUGACUCCUGGUUGGAAGGAGUAUCCAAGAAAGAUAUCCGGAAGGCGAAAGAGGCCGCCGAGAAACGCGAUGCUGAAAGGAAAGAAAAAGAUCGCAGGGACGAUGGCCUUUUGACGGCCGAUGUCCUCAAAACCAUCAUCACGCAUCUCGAGCGCGGCGAAACGAUAUUGGAAGCUCUGGCUCGACUAGGGAAGGGUCUACACCGGAAGCCUAAGUGGCAGAACAAGAAGAAGAACAAAAAGAACCACGGCGCCGAGGAUGUUGAAAUGGCCGAGGAGAACCCGGAUGAGGUCAACAGGAGGGAGGCGAUCGACUCCAUUACCGGUGCCGCUGAUAUCCUCAUGGGUCGAGGCCAACCAGAGAUCUACCACACAGAGCGUGAGCUUUUAACAAGGCAAUACCGCAACGAGACUGGCGAAAACUGGGUAGACCCGCCUUCGAUAUCGACCGGGAAAUCUGAGCAGGGGCCGGUGAUGUGGGAGUAUCGCUGGUCCGACGCUCGGGAUGGAGGAGAUGCCCAUGGACCCUACGAUGGCAGCAUGAUGGACUCAUGGAAAACUGCAGGCUACUUUGGUGAGGGCGUAGAGUUCCGCCGAGUUGGAGAUACAGGAGCAUGGAAUAGCACCGUGAACUUCGUAUAA
Penicillium cinerascens is the source of this 1338-nucleotide messenger RNA. RefSeq names its product GYF domain-containing protein. The coding region runs from base 1 to 1338 and encodes 445 amino acids. Lineage: Eukaryota; Fungi; Ascomycota; Eurotiomycetes; Eurotiales; Aspergillaceae. Gene Ontology annotation, cellular component: U5 snRNP. The record is from RefSeq and is a predicted model, not a curated record. The transcript has a single exon. Gene Ontology annotation, molecular function: protein binding.